AAGGAUUUGGGGUAACAUAUUUGGAAAUUUCUCAUAAAAACUUUGAACGUACUUAUCGCUAGUGGGUGGCCUCCGCUCUUUCGUCUUCUUCUUCUUAUCUUUUACAUUUACACUCCUUCCUUAAACAAUUCUCCCAUUCCCACUCAAUUCAUAGUCAGCUACUUGCCAAAAAGUACUCUUUUUUUAUUACAAAAUCGUUGGUUCCUUUGGAUUGUAGCUGGCACUGGAUCCUAUGGUGUAAUAUAAUUGGUGGGUUCCUUUUAAAGUGUGGGAUUUCCAAAAGGGUUCUCUUUGUUUUGAAUUUUGAGGAAUUAAAGAUCUGGGUUUGAGGAGAUGGGUAGCUCUGAUGAGAAAGUUGUAGCUGUUAUUAUGGUUGGUGGACCCACUAAAGGAACUAGAUUCAGGCCACUGUCAUUGAAUGUGGCCAAGCCUCUGUUUCCUUUAGCAGGACAGCCAAUGGUUCAUCAUCCAAUUUCUGCUUGCAAAAGGAUUCCAAACCUAGCACAGAUUUACCUUGUUGGAUUCUACGAGGAGCGGGAAUUCACAUUGUAUGUUUCAGCAAUCUCCAAUGAGCUUAAAGUGCCUGUGAGAUAUUUGAGGGAAGAUAAGCCACAUGGUUCUGCUGGUGGUCUUUACAAUUUCAGAGAUAUAAUUAUGGAAGACAGUCCGUCUCAUAUCUUCUUGCUCAACUGUGACGUUUGCUGCAGUUUUCCACUCCCGGAAAUGCUUGAGGCUCAUAGAAGAUAUGGUGGGAUGGGAACUAUCCUAGUAAUCAAGGUUUCUGCGGAGUCAGCCAGCCAGUUUGGUGAAUUGGUAGCUGAUCCAGAAACUAAAGAAUUGUUGCAUUACACAGAGAAACCUGAAACUUUUGUAAGCGACUUGAUAAAUUGUGGUGUAUAUAUAUUCACACCAGAUAUAUUUACAGCCAUCGAAGGUGUUUCUUCUCAAAGGAAAGACAGAGCUAAUCUGAGACGUGUUUCCAGCUUUGAAGCUCUUCAGUUUGCGACAAGGAGUCUGCCCACAGAUUUCGUGAGAUUGGAUCAAGACAUCCUGUCUCCCCUAGCUGGGAAAAAACAAUUUUAUACUUAUGAAACCAUGGAUUUCUGGGAACAAAUUAAAACACCUGGAAUGUCACUGAAAUGCUCUGCUUUAUAUCUUGCCCAAUUUCGGCAUACCACCCCUCAUCUUUUGGCCAGUGGUGAUGGUUCAAAGAGUGCCACCAUCGUCGGUGAUGUGUACAUUCACCCAUCGGCAAAAGUACAUCCAACUGCUAAGAUUGGACCCAAUGUCUCAAUAUCUGCUAAUGCCCGUAUAGGACCAGGUGCAAGACUCAUCAGUUGUAUCAUCCUAGAUGAUGUUGAAGUUAGGGAUAAUGCAGUUGUUAUUCAUGCAAUUGUUGGGUGGAAGUCUUCUGUCGGAAGAUGGUCCCGAGUCCAGGCUGCUGGAGAUUUCAACUCCAAACUUGGCAUUACAAUCCUUGGUGAAUCCGUUGAUGUUGGGGAUGAAGUGGUGGUAGUGAACAGUAUUGUUCUUCCAAAUAAGACGCUCAAUGUUAGUGUUCAAGAGGAAAUAAUCUUAUAGUGGACCUGUGUUUAGUCCUAUCAUGCUAAUGUAUUCUUUACUUGUCUUGAUGUAGAAAAGCAGAUAUUUUUACUACUUAAUUCUCAUUUGUAAAUUAAUAUUCAGAAAUUCAAAUAAAAAAAUUCUUUGUUCUAAUCAA
Mercurialis annua (annual mercury) is the source of this 1720-nucleotide messenger RNA. RefSeq lists its product as uncharacterized. The coding region runs from base 334 to 1581 and encodes 415 amino acids. The transcript has 15 exons. NCBI's taxonomy places the organism in Eukaryota, Viridiplantae, Streptophyta, Magnoliopsida, Malpighiales, Euphorbiaceae. Gene Ontology annotation, cellular component: cytoplasm. The record is from RefSeq and is a predicted model, not a curated record. Gene Ontology annotation, biological process: biosynthetic process.